ACGUUAGUAAUUUGACUAAACAGCUGAUCUGUUAUACUGUGAGAUUACAUAACCUUAAAUUGUUUAAAAGAUGGUGAUAUACGGUGUUUAUAUCGUAUCUAAAUCAGGAGGUUUAAUUUUUAACCAUGAUCAUAAUAUUCCCAAAAUAGAAAAUGAGAAAACAUUUAAUUAUCCGUUAGAUAUUAAAUUAAAUUAUGAAAAUAAAAAGAUAGUCGUGUCUUUUGGUCAAAAAGAUGGUAUAAAUGUAGGACAUAUGUUAACUGCAGUAAAUGGUAGUCCUGUUAUUGGUAACGAAUUGGAAGAUGGAAGAGACGUGUUGGAACUGUUAAAUAAACAGGAAAAUUUUCCCAUAACGUUAAAGUUUAGUCGUGCAAAGAUGACUACUAAUGAGAAAAUUUUUCUAGCAUCUAUGUUUUAUCCUCUGUUUGCGAUAGCCAGUCAAUUGAGUCCAGAACCUCGAUGUUCUGGAAUUGAAAUUCUAGAAGCUGACACGUUUCGUUUGUACUGCUAUCAAACAUUAACUGGAAUUAAAUUUAUGAUAGUGGCUGAGCCAUCGCAGUCAGGAAUGGAAAUAUUGACUAAAAAAGUCUAUGAACUUUAUGCUGAUUAUGCACUCAAGAAUCCAUUCUAUUCAUUAGAAAUGCCAAUAAGGUGUGAACUUUUUGAAACUAACCUUCAAUCGUUGCUUGAAACGAUAGAAAAAUGUGGUAUAAGUAGUAUUUAAUUUAACUCGAUAUUUACAAACUCAUGUAAUAUGUAAGUAUGCAUUGUGUAUAUGUAUAUUUGUGAUAUGAUCUUAUAUUAUAAAAAAAUAUAUACCACAUAUAAUUAAAAAAUAA
Messenger RNA from Polistes dominula (European paper wasp), 839 nucleotides. RefSeq names its product trafficking protein particle complex subunit 4-like protein Trs23 (gene Trs23). Gene Ontology annotation, biological process: endoplasmic reticulum to Golgi vesicle-mediated transport. The record is from RefSeq and is a predicted model, not a curated record. Lineage: Eukaryota; Metazoa; Arthropoda; Insecta; Hymenoptera; Vespidae. Gene Ontology annotation, cellular component: TRAPP complex.